Messenger RNA from Canis lupus familiaris (dog), 3035 nucleotides. It is a transcript of the gene MPPE1, whose product is annotated as metallophosphoesterase 1. NCBI's taxonomy places the organism in Eukaryota, Metazoa, Chordata, Mammalia, Carnivora, Canidae. The record is from RefSeq and is a predicted model, not a curated record. Gene Ontology annotation, biological process: endoplasmic reticulum to Golgi vesicle-mediated transport; GPI anchor biosynthetic process. Gene Ontology annotation, molecular function: phosphoric diester hydrolase activity. The transcript is spliced from 11 exons. Gene Ontology annotation, cellular component: endoplasmic reticulum-Golgi intermediate compartment. Bases 493 to 1668 code for a protein of 391 amino acids.
UUGAAUAAUAACAUGGCGAUCGUUUUUCUUUAGCUGUUUGUUUUCUAUGCUCGAAACACCCAUCAGUUUCCUUCUCUACGUGUCACAGGGCAGCGGCUGCUGUGCCCUCUAGGAACUGAUGCGUUAAUCACUUUAAUAAAUAGCCAAAGGAAACAUUCUUCAGCAACAGCACACACAUUUUGCUUUAUAAAGGCGAUCUGAUUUGGGGAACACAAGCCAAUUUAGAGCCUUCCUCCCAGUCUCAUCUACCAGUAGUGUCCUUAAAAAGGUUGGCCGUGUCAGGAAAUGAAGCAGUGCUGUCCCUGAGGUCGGCUUAAGUGCGAAUUGGCGUGAGCACAAGGAGGAGGUCACAGUAUCCCAUCUGGAAGCAGCAGUAAGGUACAUGGCUAAGCCCUGGACACCUGCUGUGCCUUACCCAGGAUUCCAUGGUCUGUCGUGGUGAAUCCUUGAUGCAUUUCACUCUUGGAUGCUGGUGACUCCCAGGCCUGAGACAUGGGUCUGGUCAGGCUGGGGUUUGGAAGGCAGCAUCUUUGUCUGUUAAAGAGAAGUUUCCUGCUGUUGAAACUCACCGCUGUCGUCUUUGCCGUGCUUCUGUUUUGUGAAUUUUUAAUCUAUUACUUAGUGAUCUUUCAGUGUGAUUGGCCUGAGGUGAAAACUGCAGCCCAUGGCAGUGGACAGAAGACUCUGAAAGCCAUGUUUUUGGCUGACACUCACUUGCUUGGGGAAGUACGAGGCCAUUGGCUAGACAAAUUACGAAGGGAGUGGCAAAUGGAGAGAGCUUUCCAGACAGCUCUGUGGUUGUUGCAGCCAGAAGUCGUCUUCAUUCUAGGGGACAUCUUUGAUGAAGGGAAGUGGAGCUCCUCCCAGGGCUGGGCAGAUGAUGUGAGGCGGUUUCAGAAAAUAUUCAGACACCCUCAGCACGUGCAGCUAAAGGUGGUUGCUGGCAACCAUGACAUUGGCUUCCAUUAUCAGAUGAGCACAUACAAAAUAAAACGAUUUGAGAAAGUUUUCAACCCUGAAAGGCUGUUUUCUUGGAAAGGAAUUAAUUUCGUGCUGGUCAACAGUGUGGCCCUGGAAGGCGACGGCUGCCACCUCUGCUCUGAGGCGGAAAGGGAACUCAUCGAGAUUUCUCACAAACUGAACUGCUCCCGAGAGGAACCUGGCUCCAGCCUGUGCAGAGGCCUGCAGCCGCUGCCAGGGUCAGCCCCGGUGCUCCUCCAGCAUUUCCCGCUUUACCGGAGCAGCGAUGCCAACUGUUCCGGGGAGGACGCUGCACCUCUGGAAGAGCGGGGCAUCCCCUUUAAGGAGAGAUACGAUGUGCUUUCCCAGGAGGCCUCACAGAAGCUGCUCUGGUGGCUCCGGCCCCGCCUCAUCCUGAGUGGCCACACACACAGUGCCUGCGAGGUGCUCCACGGGGCGGGAGUCCCCGAGAUCAGCGUGCCGUCUUUCAGCUGGAGGAACAGAAACAACCCCAGUUUCAUCAUGGGCAGUAUGACGCCCACAGAGUAUGCCCUGGCCAAGUGCUACCUGCCCUAUGAGGACACCGUUCUGGUCACGUACUGUGUUGCAGCCGGGUUCCUGGUGGUCCUCAUGUUAGUUCACUCUGGGCUUCUAGUCUCACCUUUUCUUUUUGGUUGGAAUCUGCUCAGAAAAUUUAAGACAACAUAAACAGCAGGAGACUUUUGUGUGCUGUAAUAAAUAAGAAAGCCAAAGAAACUGAACUUGGGGCAGUACUCCUGUGAGAUGAGGUCACCAGAGGCUGGCUUUACACACGUCACAGAAACUAUAUAUCACUGCUGCGAGUUCCUGCAGAAUAAAUAGUUGAUUGUACUGUUCUCAUGCUAUAAAAAUGGGACAUGUACUCUACAACAAGUCUUUUUUCUCAUUUUAUCAAAUAUAUGUAUAAUCAAAGAUCAUGUCUGUACAAUAUGUAAAAGCUAUUAAAGUCAUCACUUGCAUGCACUAGACUGUCCUGCCUUCCCCCAGAUGGAGCUGGACGCCUGGGAACACACUUGGGAUUGUGUGUGCAAAAACACUGGCUUUGCUUCUAUCCCCCUACGAAGUGGUCCUCAAACCCCUAUCUAUUAUAAAGCUGUACACUUAAAAUAAUAAAAGUACAGAUGCCACAAGCAGGAAUGGAUUGUUCUCGCAGACUUUUGUACUUCUGUGCUAAUAAUGGAAUCAGAGUUUUAGAGAAGUGUAAUUUUCUCUAGCAGACCAGGCUGUUAAAUCUGAAUUUAAUGCCUGUCCAUGAUCAAAGAAACUUGAAAAAAAGACUGGGAAGUGGCCUUUGACAUUUAAAAAUACAUAUGUUUUGAUGAUUCUAAGCCAGAUAAAAUAUGUUCUUUCUGUGUAUUUUCUAUGGGUCUAGCCCUGUCUCUGAAUAGGAAGCUUAGCUGUGGGGGAACUGCUGAGUGAGAACGUACAGAACAGCACACAACUGCACUUUUGUGCACAUGUGGGGGUGUAGCUCUGCCGUUCUUCAUGUUGUAUAUUGAAAGUGUGAUGGAAAGAAAAAUAAUUUCUACUUUAUAUGUCUCAUUUCAAAUCAGAGCUUUAUGCAGCAGGGAUGAGAGGCACAGGAAUUUAGUGAUUCUGACAUAAAUCAUGUGUUUAUCACACCAAUCAUCUAUAAAGCUGUCAUCCUUUCUUUCUUGGAAAAGUCAUAUUUAAAUCUGGAUGCAUUUAUGAAGGAUUAUAAAAUGCUGCCUUAUAGAGUAAACUUUAAAAUAGUAAAGACUAAAAGGAAAUGAAGUAGCAUCAGCCAGGCUGUCACUUCUGGAUUCCUAUUGUUGAACUAUAACUUUGGACAUCUUUGCAGAUUGUCCUGGACCUAAGAAAACUACCCUCGAAGCCGUGGCUGUGUAUAGAAUAUGAAGCAUCGCUGCUGUAGUGAUUCUCACUUUCUAGAUGUCGUACCAUACUAUAACUUUUCAGGCUGCACUUGGAAAUCUUUCACAUGGGAAAAACAGCAGUGUAUUUUGACUUUGCAUUUCAAAUAAAGGUUUUGUAAUAUUUCUUCUUCAAAAGGCAAA